Messenger RNA from Fopius arisanus, 2101 nucleotides. RefSeq names its product CDK5 regulatory subunit-associated protein 1. Gene Ontology annotation, cellular component: mitochondrion. The record is from RefSeq and is a predicted model, not a curated record. The transcript is spliced from 6 exons. Bases 307 to 2040 code for a protein of 577 amino acids. Lineage: Eukaryota; Metazoa; Arthropoda; Insecta; Hymenoptera; Braconidae. Gene Ontology annotation, biological process: negative regulation of cyclin-dependent protein serine/threonine kinase activity; tRNA modification. Gene Ontology annotation, molecular function: methylthiotransferase activity; 4 iron, 4 sulfur cluster binding.
AUCACCCUAGAGGUCAUCACUAUCCAGGUCUACUUUACAAAAACACAUGUCUGCCGACAGUUCUAGGGCUCGUACGAUUCGUAAGAUAUUAAUAGCCACACUUGGAAGUACAUAUCUAUAAUUUUCUAAAAGCUUCAAAGAAUGCUUAAUAAGUGAAAAUAAAACGUAAAAUCUUGAAUGAUCAAAAUCUGUGAAAUAAAAAAUGUUCAAGAUCAAUAAUGACGUAAUAUAUUAAGUGAUGAUUUAAGAAUUGAAAACACCAUAACCUCUCAGUCAUUGAUCAAAGUGUCUUGAGUUCUUUGAAUAAUGAACGGAAUGAGAUACGUAUCAAGUUGCAUUAACUUGGAGCGAUCUCGAAGAAUUUUGUCCUUGCAAUGGCAAAAGAAGGAUCAAAUCAAUCAUGUUGAAAGAAAAAAUCGCUUUCAUGAAGGGCCCGAUCUGGCGGACUUUAUUCUCGCAAACACAAAAACAACACCUUCAGUGAGUGCUAGGAAACAUCCAUAUUUAAGAACGAAUUAUGGGCCCGAACAAAAAGUUUACUUUGAUGUUUAUGGAUGUCAGAUGAAUGUCAAUGAUACAGAAAUUAUCUGGUCUAUAUUAAAGCGGAAUGGAUAUAGUCGAACGAUGGAUAUGGACGAUGCUGAUAUUGUUCUGCUAGUGACGUGUGCGAUAAGGGAAGGAGCGGAACAGAAAAUCUGGGGAAGAAUAGAUCAGUUGAAUAGUUUGAAGAGAAAACGAAAAACUUUUUCGAGCAAAACUCCCCUGAAGAUUGGGAUACUUGGCUGCAUGGCCGAGAGACUCAAGACGCAGAUUUUGGAGAAAAAAAAAGCUGUGGAUCUUGUAGCUGGACCUGACAGCUACAGAGAUUUGCCAAGACUACUGUCCAUUGUAGAAAAUCAUGAAACUGCCAUCAAUGUCCAACUUUCCCUGGAAGAAACUUAUGCUGAUAUAACUCCUGUGAGAUUGAACCCAGACUCGAUCUCUGCGUUUGUAUCAAUUAUGAGAGGAUGUGACAACAUGUGCACCUACUGUAUCGUUCCUUUUGUGCGAGGGAGAGAAAGAUCGCGGUCAACAGCGAGUAUCUUGGAUGAAGUACAACAAUUGUCAGACAUGGGAAUAAAGGAAAUUACUCUGCUGGGACAAAACGUCAAUAGUUACAGAGAUUUGUCGCAAUUUAAUUCCUACCCUAGUGAGAAGUCCUCCACUCAUCUUGCAAAAGGAUUUAAAACAGUUUACAAGCCUAAAUUAGGUGGACUUCGAUUUAGUGAUUUGCUCGAUAAAGUUUCACAAGUUAAUCCUGAAAUACGAAUCAGAUUUACGUCCCCACAUCCCAAAGAUUUCCCAGACGAAGUUCUCCAUUUGAUUGCUGAGAGACCCAACAUCUGUAAACAAAUUCAUCUACCAGCUCAGAGUGGAAACUCUGCGGUUUUGGAAAGAAUGAGAAGAGGAUACACUCGUGAAUCUUACCUUGAGCUCGUUGAACGAAUUCGUAGUAUAAUACCCCAAAUAAAAUUAUCUAGCGACUUUAUUGCUGGAUUCUGCGAUGAAACUGCAGAGGAAUUUGAAGACACAUUGACAUUAAUAGAUCAAGUGAAAUAUCACCAGGCAUUUUUAUUCCAGUACAGCAUGCGAGAGAAAACAACAGCCCAUCGAAGAUAUGUGGAUAGUGUGUCUCCAGAAGUGAAAAGCGAACGUUUAACAAGAAUGAUACAUUUAUGGCGGCCGCAAGUGGAGAAUUUGAACAGAAUGCAAGUGGGAACACAUCAACUCGUAUUAAUUGAAGGGCCCAGUAAAAAAUCGACUCAUGUUCUUCAAGGCCGAACUGACGGCAAUACUCGUGUGAUAAUUCAUGAUCCGGUAAUUCCUAGUGACAGAAAAAACGAUAAAUCUAAAAAUAUUAAAUCAGGAGAUUACAUUGUUGCUCAAAUCUGUGGCGCCAAUUCCAAUACCCUUACUGGAAUACCUUUGUACCAUACUACAAUAUCCGAAUACGCAAGGCAACUGGAAAGACAAAACCAGCGCCAUAUUCAGUAUUCUUAGGACAUAUGUGUACAUCAUAGAAUAGACUAUUUUGUAUAAAAGAAAGAGAAAAAAAUGUUGU